Messenger RNA from Lachancea fermentati, 1782 nucleotides. The record is from the annotation of a GenBank genome assembly. Lineage: Eukaryota; Fungi; Ascomycota; Saccharomycetes; Saccharomycetales; Saccharomycetaceae.
AUGAUUUACAAUACGCCAUUCAUUACUUCAUUGAACUGCGCGGGCGAAGUCCAUUUGCUUGUGGGCACACAGUCUUUGGGGUCCACCAUUUCCCGUGUCAAGGCAGUGAUUGCAAGCGGAGCGCAAGCCAAAGUCGUUAAUAUGUGCUCUGAGAACGACUUUAAAAAGAUCCAAGAACAUUUUUACGGUGAUGAGCGUGUUUGUGUUUUUUUGAAGCCAUUUGCGUUGCAAGAUCUUACGACUUUGGGUCGUCAGUUCGUGGGAGGAAUCGUGGAUAAAGUAUUUGUGAAUCUCCCACAAGAAGAGGCUUUGUUAAUGCAGGACAUUUUCAAGCAGUGCUUGAAGCUACGAAUCCCCAUAAAUACCUCACAGAGACCUGAAAUGUCUACCUUCUCUCCGCUCUCGACCUACUCUGAUCCAGAGAAAAGUGGACUGCAAAUUGCAGUGACAACUAAUGGUCAAGGUUGUCUGCUAGCUAACCGCAUCAAAAGGGAAAUUGUCGCCAGGCUACCCAGUAACAUUUCAAAGGCAGUCACUAAUAUGGGACAAUUGAGAGAUCGCAUCAUCAACGAAGACCACACAGAAUUGAUUACGACAUAUCACCAGAAUAGCGAUUUGCAAGAACUUGGUUACGGAGUCGACGAAGACGUUUGGGACAGUCAAAAGCUCAACAAACUUGUUUAUGAAUUCAGUAUGACCGAGAAAGAACAAAAGCUAAAGAGAACCAGAUGGUUAUCACAGAUUAUGCAGUAUUACCCUCUCAGUACGCUUGCGGACGUAUCGAUUGACCAGUUAGCGGAUAGCUAUCGGUCCGAAUAUGCGGAGAAAAAUGCGUCGUCCUCUAAACAGUCCUCUGCACAACCCGAUCAUAAAGCUAGAGGUGAUACAUCUGAAGAGAACACGCCAGCUGUCCCUGCCGUAGCAGUCUCAAAGGAUGAUGUUCUAAAGAUUUCAAAUGAAAAGGGCAGAAUAGCUCUAGUUGGUAGUGGGCCUGGAUCUAUUUCCAUGCUAACUUUGGGUGCUUUGCAUGAGAUCAAGACAGCAGAUUUGGUGCUAGCUGAUAAGCUUGUACCAGAAGAGGUAUUGCAAUUGAUUCCAUCGGGAACGGAGACUUUCAUCGCAAGGAAGUUUCCUGGAAAUGCAGAGAGGGCGCAGAAUGAGCUUUUAGAGAAAGGUUUAGCAGGUCUUAAAGAUGGUAAGAGGGUUGUCCGUUUGAAGCAAGGCGAUCCUUAUAUUUUCGGUCGCGGCGGUGAAGAGUACUUGUUUUUUUCACAGCAUGGUUUCGAACCUGAGGUUUUACCUGGUUUAAGCUCCGCAUUAACUUCCACUGUGGUUUCAAAAAUCCCAGCCACUCAGAGAGAUGUUGCCGAUCAAGUCUUGAUUUGCACUGGUACUGGAAGAAAGGGAGCUUUGCCAGAUAUCCCGGAGUUUGUUUCAACACGCACAACUGUAUUUUUGAUGGCCUUGCAUAGAUCGAGUGUGCUCAUUGAAGCGUUACUGAGCAAGGGCUGGGAUCCAGAAGUCCCUGCUGCGAUUAUAGAACGUGCAUCUUGCCCCGAUCAAAGAAUUACCAGGACUUCUUUGAAAUAUGUGCCUGAGGUUGUAGAAGAAAUUGGCUCUCGUCCACCUGGGCUCUUGGUUGUGGGAAGAUCAGUUACUGCACUAUUGAGUGAGGAAAAGGUGAGGUUCAAUGACACUAGAAAGUUUUACAUUGAAGAAGGAUACCAUUACGAUCAGCACAAUGUUGCCCUUACUAAGCUCGCAUCUGCAUAUCAUAUUUAA